Vidua macroura (Pin-tailed whydah) is the source of this 5314-nucleotide messenger RNA. RefSeq names its product phosphodiesterase 3A (gene PDE3A). The coding region runs from base 136 to 2697 and encodes 853 amino acids. The transcript has 16 exons. Gene Ontology annotation, molecular function: 3',5'-cyclic-AMP phosphodiesterase activity. Gene Ontology annotation, cellular component: cytosol. Gene Ontology annotation, biological process: oocyte maturation; positive regulation of oocyte development. Lineage: Eukaryota; Metazoa; Chordata; Aves; Passeriformes; Viduidae. The record is from RefSeq and is a predicted model, not a curated record.
CUGGGCAUCCUUCUGGCCGGCUACGCCGACCGGCUGUGGCCCCCGCGGCGGGCCGCCCCGCUGGCCGAGCCUCCCGCCGCCCCCCCGGCCGCGGACGAAGCCCCGGUGCUCAGGCGGCGGCGGCGGUCCAGCUCCAUGAUCUCCCCCGAGAUGUCGGGCGGCGGCGGCAGCAGCGGCAGCAAGACCCACCGGAGGACCUCGCUGCCCUGCAUCCCCCGGGAGCAGCUCAUGGGGCAUUCUGAAUGGGAUCACAAACGAGGACCCAGAGGCUCACAGUCUUCUGGCACCAGCAUCACGGUGGACAUCGCUGUCAUGGGAGAAGCACACGGGCUCAUCACAGACCUCCUGGCCGAUCCUUCGCUGCCCCCCAACGUCUGCACCUCGCUGAGAACAGUCAGCAACCUGCUCAACACACAGCUGACCUUCCAGGCCAUCCACAAGCCAAGGGUGAAUCCCUUGGUGUCCUUCAGCGAGAACUACACCUGCUCCGACUCAGAGGAGUGUCCGGAGAAAGGAGAGAAGCUAGCAAUUCCCAAGCGCUUACGGAGAAGUUUGCCUCCAGGACUGCUGAGAAGAGUGUCCUCAACCUGGACCACAACGACAUCAGCCACAGGACUGCCCACUCUGGAGCCAGCUCCAGUGAGGAGGGACCGCAGUGCCAGCAUCAAACCCCACGAAUCUUCUUCAUCCAGCUCUGACUCCUGGAACAGCUCCAUUCUGAUGACAAUCACGAAGAGUAGAUCCUUCUCCACCUCCUACGCCGUGUCCUCUACCAACCACCUGAAUGCCAAAAGGCAGAGCCGUCAAGGUAUCCCACCAAAUAUUUCACCUCUCACCUCCCCGUGCCAUUCACCGAUUCAGGGGACGCCAGCCACGAGUCCUACUGGAAAAACAUCUUCUGUGUCAUUUCCAGAGCCUACAGACACUGACACCAAGCAGGGCCUAAAGCCACACAAAGUCUUAACUUCUACUCAGAGUGCACCUAGCCUGUCAGACCCUGUUAUCAGCCCCUCCAUCAUCUGCAGCAGCUGUGGCAGACCCUACAACCAAAUAGAAGCUGGCAAUGGGACACUAAAUAGAAAUGAUGCUACUACGCACACCCUGAACAGAACAGAUGAUGCUGCUCAAGCCACUUCUGACUACGAGACCAACAACAGCGACAGCAGUGACAUCGUGCAGAACGACGACGACACGGAUUGCUCCAAGGAGCAGCCACGGAAGGGAUCUGGCUGUAGGUCCUACACACCCGAGACCAUCAUCCUGCAUCCCUUGACACCACCUGAGGACAAGCCUGUACUGGCUCCUGAGCCUCUGGUUAUGGACAACUUGGAUCCCUUGAUGGAGCAGCUAAAUAGUUGGAACUUCCCAAUCUUUGAUUUGGUGGAAAAAAUUGGGAAGAAAUGUGGUCGGAUUCUCAGUCAGGUAUCAUACAGGCUUUUUGACGACAUGGGGCUGUUUGAAACCUUUAAAAUACCAGUGAGGGAAUUUAUGAACUACUUUCAUGCCUUGGAGUGUGGAUACCGAGAGAUACCUUAUCACAACCGAAUCCAUGCCACUGAUGUUCUACACGCCGUGUGGUACCUCACAACCCAGCCCAUCCCAGGACUCCCAACUGUGAUCAAUGACCACGGCUCAGCAAGUGACUCAGAUUCUGACAGUGGAAUCACUCACGGCCACAUGGGAUAUGUGUUUUCAAAGACAUACACACCUACAGACGACAGCUACGGAUGCCUGGCUGGCAACAUCCCUGCCCUGGAGCUCAUGGCUCUUUAUGUAGCUGCAGCCAUGCAUGAUUAUGAUCACCCAGGAAGGACCAAUGCCUUCUUGGUAGCAACGAGUGCUCCUCAGGCGGUGCUGUACAACGACCGCUCCGUGCUGGAGAACCACCACGCUGCUGCUGCCUGGAACCUCUUCAUGUCCAGGCCAGAGUACAACUUCCUGGUCAACCUGGACCACGUGGAGUUCAAGCAUUUCCGCUUCCUCGUCAUCGAGGCCAUUCUGGCUACUGACCUGAAGAAGCACUUUGAUUUCGUUGCCAAGUUCAACGCCAAGGUGAACGACGAUGUUGGAAUUGACUGGACCAACGAGAACGACCGCUUGCUGGUUUGUCAGAUGUGCAUCAAACUGGCUGACAUCAACGGGCCUGCCAAGUGCAAGGACUUGCACCUGCAGUGGACAGAAGGCAUCGUCAAUGAGUUUUAUGAACAGGGUGAUGAAGAGGCCAGCCUGGGCCUGCCCAUCAGCCCUUUCAUGGACCGCUCCGCUCCUCAGCUGGCACACCUCCAGGAAUCCUUCAUCACUCACAUCGUGGGACCACUCUGCAACUCCUACGACUCAGCAGGGCUGAUGCCAGGAAAAUGGAUAGAAGAGAGUGACGAGUCAGGAGACACUGAUGAGCAAGAAGAGGAGGAAACGGCAGAAAUGGAAACUUGUGAAAACGCCGAAUCCAGAAAGAAGAAGUUCAAGAGGAGGAAAAUCUACUGUCAGAUCACUCAGCACCUGCUUCAGAACCACAAGAUGUGGCAGAAAGUGAUUGAGGAUGAGGAGAGGUUAGCUGGGUCAGAGAAGCAAGGCACGGAGCAAUCCCCACUGCACCAAUCUUCAGAACAAAUCCAGGCCAUCAGGGAAGAGGAGGAAGAGAAAGGGAAGGCCAAGAAGGAUGAAGAGGAGAACACAACUGUAGAACCAAACCAAUGACAAUAUUUACAGCAGUAUUUUAAGACAGAUUGACUCGUGCACAGACUCUUUCUCAAGCCAGCACAGCAUUUAGACACAACACUGUAGAAGUAUGGGAUAAUGCGCCUACAGCUGUUUAAUUUGUUUCUCUUUCCUUUUUAUGGUGAGGUACAUUGUUUAAACUCCUAUGCUCAAGGAAGCUUUCACACUGCAACACCGGCUUUACAGACUUUCUUUGAAGAGAUUUGGGGGUGGGUGGAAUUAUAUAAAUAUAUAUAUAUAUACUUAGCCAGGGUUAUUGGCUGCACACUUCAGCAAAAUACAUUUAAUGAUAUAUUAUGGUCACUGUGAUAUUUACAGGAGAAAGUUAUCUGAGGAAAUGCUGCUUCUGAAGCACAUUUGCAGUUAACAGUAAGGUACCAGUUAAGUAGCUUUUUGCUCUUAAUGCUGAGGGAUAAAAGUUCCAAAGCUUUAUAUGAAUGCUGAUAUAUCCUGCCAAACACAUAUGUGUGAGCGAGGGGGUGUUUGCAAGUGUGAGUGGAUGUGAGGAAAUACAGCAUGGUCUGAGUUCUUACCACACCAGCUGUAGCACACGUCCCAGCACACCACAACAAACAGAAGGCCAGAACUGUAGAGAAUUCGUGCCUGCAAGGGAACAAUUUUGAGGAGCUUUGCUUUCCCACAGCCCUCCAAUCCCAGUUUGCACUCCAGCUGCGGGCAGCCUCCAUUCAGCAGCAGCCCAGGCGCUGCUCUGGCCCUACCCAGCUGCGCUGGCAUCACCUCCUCCUCCUCCUCCUCGGCACCUCCCGGACUGCUGGCGAAAGGGAUGUGCCAGGAGGGUUUUUGGCAAAGGGGGGAAGUGCAUGGCACAGCAAUCUGUGCCCCUGGAGAAGGCUGGCCCUGCCUGCACUCGUGCAGGGUGGACGGCAGCGCGGGGCCCUCUUCUGCCCUCACCCCCUGCCUCUGGGCAUCUCUGACCAAAUGUGUCAUUGGAGAACAAAGCUAAACUGCUGGGAGGCAAAAGAAGGGAGUGUGGGGGCCAGGGCCUUCCCCAGAAGAAGGCAAAGGGUGCAUUAGGAGCUGCAGGGGACAGGAGCCAGUCCUGCGUGGGCUGGGCACUCAGUGUCCCAGGACCUCACAUGGGCUUCAGAGAACCUGGGUUUUCAGUGUGAGGUGCUGCAUGGGAGCAGUUUGUUGCUGGCAUUCUGCUUAGGAGCAGCAUGUUUGAUCCCACCAAUAUAUUUUUCCUUCUUUCUUUUCUUUUCUUUUCUUUUUUUUUUUUUUAACAGAAAGAAAAAGAUCGGGCCUGUAAGAACAGCAGAUCUUUUUUGUUGUUGUUGUUCUGUUCAUUUGUUUUCUCUGUUGUUUAUGCUGUGAGCCAAAUGUCUAUUUAAAAGGUUGGAUAUUCACUUUCAAUAUUUUAUUUCACGAUAUAUUUGUCAAUGAUUAGCUAUCUAGAUGUAAAUAUGGAAAAAUUUUUAUGGGUUCCUGUAGAUAAUGAUAUCUUUAAGAAAACAAAAAGAAAAAGAAAAAAAGGGAAAAGUUGUUUUGUAAAGAUAAUUUUUUAAGAAAUAAAUACAAAAACAUUUUUAUACAGUGUAGCCAUUUCCAAACCCCACAAACAAAGUCUUGAUAAAUCUGUACAGACCCUUCUGGGAAGCCAGCGGUCUACAGGAUCAAGGCUUUAAAAUAUUAAUGCUCUUGGGGACUGGCAGCACCAAGCAGUACCCCACAAUUCAGAGAUUUGUUCCUACAGAAAGAGUUAUACAUAUAAACUUCAGUAUCUCUCAGAACUCCUUUGACUAUGUAUGCUUUUUCUAUUUUGAUUCUGCAAUCAGUUGAAGAGGGUUGCUUGUGAGAGUGAGAUUCCUUGUGAAAGGCAGAGUUUGUAGAAGUCAUUUCUGUGUUGGAUUUCUGACAUUGCACCCAUCGCUUUUUGCUAUUGUUACACGUUCACCAAAUUUCAUGAUCCUGUUGACACCUCCCCAAAAUGUUGGAAAACAUUCUCUGUCAAAGCCAAUCACAGGUGUGCUGUCACUUCAGAGUUCCCCCUUGCUUUGCAUUUCUGUCAGAAUGAGGUUUUGCUCAAAAGAGGAUUUGGGGUUUUUGCUGAUUGCAUUUUCCUGAUAUUGUCCUGUCCUCCUCUUGCCAGUGGAAAAUGUGUUUGCCUUUCAGCAGAGUGACUGGGCAGGUUCUGAAUGCUCUCAUCAGCAGGAAUAUUUAGGAAGUGUUUUCCAGUGAAAUCAGGAAUGCAAAGAUCCAAAUCGCACUGCUUUUUUAAAGGGAGAGGACAAGGCAGAAUUCAUUCAAAAGAAAAAAGUUGGCUCCAAGACCUCAGCAAGUCUCCACCAAUACCAGCUUGCAUUGUUUUCAUAUCUCUUCAGUCACUUUGAUCAUUUUAUUUGGGCUUUUCUUGUAUAAGUAAAAUGCAUACCUUAUAGUAUGAGAAGGCUUUAUUAUGCCUCAUUCUAUCCUUUAAAAAUGAAAUUUACAGAGAUGCUUUAAAAUGUCACAUCUCCAAGCACUUCUUUCUCAAUUUUCAGUGCAUAAUCACUGCAAUUGGAUUUUAAUAUUGGGGUUUAUAUUGCUUUUGCUGAAAGAGGAAAAAAAUUCUAUUGCAGCAAGUGUUAGUGGGUGC